Molecule: messenger RNA, 927 nt
Organism: Benincasa hispida (wax gourd)
Lineage: Eukaryota; Viridiplantae; Streptophyta; Magnoliopsida; Cucurbitales; Cucurbitaceae
Product: FCS-Like Zinc finger 1-like
Source: RefSeq, a predicted model, not a curated record
CUUCCCAAAUUCCAACUCUCUUCUCUUUUGUCUCUCAUCUUCAACCUCUCUUUUUCUCUCUCUUUCUCUCCAGAUUCGGAAGAAGAAAAGCAUCAAUGGAUUCUUCUGCAACUGCGAGAAGGCCGUAUUUCAUCGAUGAAGACGAUGGAUUGGUUUCUUUAAUCGACGUGGAAGCUGGAAUUUCUGGCAAUAACCACCACAACAACAAUCAUUAUCCUCACUCCUCCUUCCUCCGCCCCAAGUUAAUUUCCCACGGCGGCGUUCACCGGCGAACCACCACCAGAAACCCUUCGUUUUCCUCCUCGAGAUUCUCACCGAGGUUUUACGACGCUAGAUUUGAAGAUCAUCAUCACCAUUUCUUGGAUGCUUGUUUUCUCUGCAAGAAGCCGCUCUCUGAUAACAAAGACAUUUUCAUGUACAGAGGAGAUACUCCAUUUUGUAGUGAAGAGUGUAGACAAAAGCAAAUCGACAUGGACGAAGCGAAAGAGAAGAAUUUGAAUCUAUCAUCGUCGAUUAAAGCUAUGAGGAAAAAAGAUCAGAGAAAAUCCACUUCUCCGGGCAAAUCCACCGCCGACCACGACUGCCGCUUUCACCCCGGCACGGUGGCGGCAGCGUAGAUCGAGCAAUAAUCAUAAUUAUAUAUACAACAUUCCCUGAAAAGAGGUGAAGAUUUGAAGAUGGAAGAAGAACUGGGAAGAGCAGAGAGUUCGUUUUGGUUAUAAUUUUUGUUUUUUUUUUUUUUGUUUUUUAAUUUGUGGGGAGAAAAUUAUGCAACUGUGAAUGAAGUUGUGUGGAUGGUGGUGAGGAAGUCUUGUGUUAAUUUUUUUUUACUGGGAUUUGCUCACUUUUCUUUUUCGUGUGUAUAUUAUGAUAUAAUGAAAUGACUAAUGAGAAACAAUAUGAUAUGGCUUUUUACUAUAAUUAAAA